AUGAGCUCUCUCUUUGAUCAAUUAGUAACCAAUCGAAGUUGCUUCCAUGAAAAUGGAGGUAGGAAUAAUGGCCACGCAUCUUCUGUUUCUAGUGGAUUAAUCUCGGUAACCUCUAAAAAUCUGAAGUUGGAUAUUUCGCAAUACAAUGAUAAGGAAGAACCCACCAUUUUUGUUUGUCCAACCAAACAAUUCUUUGAUCUGCAAUACACUGCCAGUGAUUAUAAGACCCCUUCAAAUGUUUGCCAUGUACGGUAUAAGCUAUUCAAGGAAGACAAUGAGUUGCUUACAUUGGUCUUUGCCAACAAGAAGCAG
Molecule: messenger RNA, 312 nt
Organism: Ilex paraguariensis (yerba mate)
Lineage: Eukaryota; Viridiplantae; Streptophyta; Magnoliopsida; Aquifoliales; Aquifoliaceae
Source: the annotation of a GenBank genome assembly